Molecule: messenger RNA, 378 nt
Organism: Pelobates cultripes (western spadefoot toad)
Lineage: Eukaryota; Metazoa; Chordata; Amphibia; Anura; Pelobatidae
Source: the annotation of a GenBank genome assembly
AUGGCCUACUCGGGAGGGGAGUGGGGUGGACGGCCACUGCUUUGCCUCCCUUCCCAGGUGUCACACACCGGCUUCCUGAGAUGCUUGUUGGUCCCGUUGAACCCUCUGUGGACCGGGGGUUAUCCUGUUCCCCACUGCGGAGAGCUCAAGAUGCGUGGAACUUCCAAGGCCUACCUUACAAAAUGGCAGCAGCACCGAGCCCGGUACCAACGACACAUGCCUUGUGAAGCUCCACCCACUGCAACGAAAGGCCGCAAAGCAAGUCCAGCAAGACAUGCCAGACACAGCAUGAAAACAUCGUUGUGCAGUUCUCCUGGAUCCCGCAGUACAUCGCAGCUCAGUUCUGGCUUACAACAAGCUCGGAGUGAGGAGGGCUGA